CCCUCAUGACGCGCCCUUGCGCUCACACGUGUAUAAAGCCGGGAGGAACAGAUGUGACUGGAGAACUUUUCCAGCUGUACUACAUCAACAUGUCUGUUCAAGAAUUAGAGAAGAAGAAGACCAUAGACCUCAGGAAGAAGCACAUAGGGCCAUCUUGCAAGAUUUUUUUCAGCCAUGACCCAAUCAAGAUAGUGCGAGCCAAAGGCCAGUAUAUGUAUGAUGAAAACGGACAGCAGUACUUGGACUGCAUCAACAACGUGGCUCACGUGGGCCACUGCCACCCAGAUGUGGUGACAGCUGGAGCUCAGCAGAUGGAAAUGCUCAACACCAACACACGCUUCUUACAUGACAACCUCGUACUCUAUGCACAGAGGCUGCAGGCGACGCUGCCGGACAAGCUUUCUGUGUGCUACUUUGUCAACUCUGGCUCUGAAGCCAAUGACCUGGCCCUUCGACUAGCACGGCAGUACACAGGCAACAAAGAUAUCAUCACGUUGGAGAAUGCGUAUCAUGGCCACGUGUCAUCGCUAAUUGACAUUAGUCCAUAUAAGUUUCACCAGCUGUCGGAUGCAGAGCAGAGUCAGUUUGUCCAUGUGGCUCCUAGUCCAGAUGUGUACAGAGGUAAAUACCGAGCAGGCCACCCUGAUCCAGCCACAGCAUAUGCAGAUGAAGUCAAGAAGAUAAUCAACAACGUUCAUAAGAAAGGACGCAAGAUUGCGGCUUUUAUUGCUGAGUCAUUGCAGAGUUGUGGUGGGCAGGUCAUUCCUCCUGUGGGUUACUUCCAGCAAGUGGCUGAACUGGUUCGUAAAGCCGGAGGUAUUUUCAUUGCUGAUGAAGUUCAAGUGGGCUUUGGUCGCAUUGGCUCCGAUUUCUGGGCCUUUCAGCUCCAGGGACAGGACUUUGUGCCUGACAUCAUCACCAUGGGGAAGCCAAUCGGCAACGGACACCCGUUGUCUUGUGUGGUGACGACCAGAGAGGUGGCCGAGGCCUUCAUGUCAUCUGGAAUGGAGUACUUCAAUACCUUUGGUGGUAACCCCGUGUCAUGUGCCAUUGGCCUGGCUGUCCUGGAUGUAAUUGAGAAAGAGAAUCUGCAGGGUAACGCGCUGCAGGUGGGCCAAUACCUGACCAACCGGCUGGAAAAGCAAAAGGAGAAGCAUCUGCUGAUUGGAGACAUCCGAGGUCGUGGUCUUUUUGUUGGAGUGGAACUCGUGAGGGACCGGGCAAAGCUGACUCCAGCUACAGCAGAAGCACAGGAAGUCAUUUAUAAGCUGAAGGAGCAGCACAUCCUUCUUAGUGCUGACGGACCUCAUCGCAACGUGCUGAAAUUCAAGCCUCCACUCUGCUUCACUACUGAGGAUGUUGACCUGGUGGUGGAGAAACUAGACCUCAUUCUUACAGAGCUGGAGGAAGCUUUAGGCUUGAAGAAGCACACAACUCAGAGCGUAGUAACAGAAAACUGUAAACGAAAGCUAUCUGCUGAAGGAAACGGAAACAGUGAGAUAAUAGAGAGAGAUGAAAGAGUGCAACAACAAAACAAAACAAACAAACGGAUCAAGACAUGAAGAUGAAAGUCAACACAUGAUAUAAACGCUCGAUCUUUGGGUGGAAACAGUGCAUCACACUUGUUUAACUGACUUUCAGAUUAAAGUUCGUCUUUGUUGAUUCAAAAUGUUAUGAAUUGCUUAGAAAUAAAGAGUUUUAUGUUUAAAUAUA
This is a messenger RNA of Nothobranchius furzeri (turquoise killifish), 1713 nucleotides long. RefSeq names its product ethanolamine-phosphate phospho-lyase (gene etnppl). The record is from RefSeq and is a predicted model, not a curated record. Gene Ontology annotation, molecular function: ethanolamine-phosphate phospho-lyase activity; transaminase activity; pyridoxal phosphate binding. Lineage: Eukaryota; Metazoa; Chordata; Actinopteri; Cyprinodontiformes; Nothobranchiidae.